Aspergillus nomiae NRRL 13137 is the source of this 978-nucleotide messenger RNA. RefSeq lists its product as uncharacterized. The transcript has 2 exons. The record is from RefSeq and is a predicted model, not a curated record. NCBI's taxonomy places the organism in Eukaryota, Fungi, Ascomycota, Eurotiomycetes, Eurotiales, Aspergillaceae. The coding region runs from base 1 to 978 and encodes 325 amino acids.
AUGGCUUCGGAGGAGAGAGCGCACAGUUUAUCAGACAUUCCAAUAAUACCUCCUCCUUCCACACGCUCUUCCCAAAGGUCGCGACCCAGCAGUCCAGUUAGACCCAGUGAUGCACAAUAUCGCGGCGGCCAUUUUCGGCGCGCCAAGAUCUUCGUGGGCGACGAAAUACCCACAAGUAUCAGUUAUUAUGUCGAUACAAGUAUUUUUCAUAAUUUAACCAGCUCUGGCGAUGAUCACCUGCACCAAGUUGCCGAAAGGCUCUGGAGGAAGUCCAAGGAACUUGAGAAAAAACCAUCCGGGGAAGUCGAAUGGACAGAAGCUUUAUACGCAGCCAUCAACGAUUUAAAACCUGUAGAAUUUGAGGCUGUUCGUAACCGAGGCAAGCUAGCACUUCCCCCAGUCGCUAUACACAACCCUCGCCCUACCAUUCUACGCAAACGAAGCCAGCGAGAUCAGCUUUUGCAGGAGAAUGCCGCCACUGACAGUCUUUACCCUUCCCCGGAUCCCUCACGUGCAAUCGAGCCAACUAUUCCCGUGUUCAGGCUGAAGGAUCCCCGGCCAGAUAUAUGCGUCGGCCUCUCGGACGAUAGCUUAGCAGAUUCCCUUGAGCACACAAAGGGCCGUGACAUCGCACAAAGCCUCUUGUUCGAUAUGCAAAAUACCUCUACGCUAAUUAGUGAUCCGCAUGUCACCCCUUUGGGCCUUCGUUUCCCCUUUCUGAUAGUCGAGGCAAAGGCCGGUGCAACCGGAGGGAACCUCUACCAAGCCCAGAACCAAGCUGCAGUAGGUGGCUCAACGGCCCUUCUGAUACUCAAAAGCCUUUCAGAUCUUGUGGAUAGCCAGGAUCUGAAUAGAGAAAACCAAGAUUGCGUGGAAGCCAGUACUGAAUCCGGUCAAGCUACGCCGGACAUCAAGUUAAACCUAGCCUUUUCUAUCACUACUGAAGGGCCAGUUCAUGAGUUAUGGCUUCAUUUUUGA